UGACUAUCAUGUCUGUACUUUGCAUCUCAGCGUUCUUCAUCCCUUGUCAAAUGCAAUUGAUGAGCGCUUUGGGACUUGGUCUAUCGGAUCUCCACUUAAACAAUCUAUCUUGCAUGUCCAUUGCAGGAUAAGGACUUUCUCUCUUCGUCAACACCACACUCUUAAUACCGGUCGUCUUCACACACUCGCUUUUCCCUUUUGCUCUUUGAGCUUCUCUAUUCUUUCAUUCCUUCUCCUAAUAGUCCUUGCUUAUAACAACUUAAUCAUGGGGUUCAUGUCAUAUUUUCAGACGUCUACAAAGGCGGCAGCAAGCAAACACUCUGCUGAAAACGAAAAGUACCCUGUCUCCGUCGUCACGAGUGCCCAGAACUUUCCUGGGUCGUUACCUGGCAGACUUGCUCCCCUUGAAUCCGAUACUGCUUCAAUUUCUCCAGCGCCUUCAAGUCGAGCUGCUCAAGAAGACCGAUUGGUUGAUGAGAUCAAACAUCAAGUUGUCGUCAACCAUCUCUUCCAACACCAAUGUAGUUCGUUAUGGAUCCGAGACCUAGCCGAAGAGCAGGAAGGUGUGAUGGUACGAAAACGACGAAACAACUACAUCUUCAAACCUCCAGGACUUGCCAAUUCAAGCUUCGCACAAGCAAUGACAAUGUUGAAUGUUCAAUCUGCAAUGACUGUUUCAUCUGGGGUCAUUGAGCCAUUUCUGAGCUGGUCCGCCGAUGCAAUCGAUGUACCUCUUCUGAAUGGCUUGAGAAUCCAGAUCUUGCCCACAUUUGAAGACUUGUAUCAAGCCAAGCGACAUCAAUACGCUGCUUUCAUCGCUUCAGACUCACUUCUCGUCGUUUGGGAUGACGAGCCAACUCAUUUGCUUCAGAGAGCCAAGACCAUCGAAGCUGAGCUUCUCAAAUUUGUCUGGAAGACUGCAAAUGCUACCCAGACCGAGAAGGAGGAGCUUGAGAAUGCCAACUUGACGAUAGAUGAAGAGACGGGGUUGAUGGCUAGCAAGGAGAGACCAAUUCUCUUAUAUAACUGCUUCUUGGUUGCAUGCAGUUUGUGCCUCUUGACCGUUCUCAUUGGGUUGGGAUACGUCAAAAUCGCCGAUGAACUUCUCGAGCUGCAGCAAUGGGUAUCCUUGGCAUUCCUGGCGAUGACGCCAGUUAACGCUUUCCUGACACUGUUCUUCUCUUCUGUCAUAGUCAGCGCGAUUGCGCAAAUCAUCGGUCCAAUCCAGCAUCUCACCCAGAACUCGAAAUAUUUCUCAGCGACCCCGCCUAUGCGACUGCGCACCAAUGUUCUUCCACAUAUCACGAUUCAAUGCCCAGUCUACAAAGAAGGUCUUGACAGCGUUAUCGUACCGACUGUUCGAUCGAUCAAGAAGGCAAUUUCUACUUACGAGCUCCAAGGUGGAUCUGCCAAUAUCUUCAUCAACGACGAUGGCCUCCAAAUCAUCACAGCCGAGGAGCGCCAAGCUCGCAUUGAGUUCUAUGCCGACAACCAGAUUGGCUGGACAGCUCGUCCUGGACACAAUGUGGAUGGGUUUAUCAGAAAGGGAAAAUUCAAGAAAGCCUCCAACAUGAACUACGGUCUCACAAUCUCCAACAGUGUCGAAGAGUCCCUGCAGCUCAUCGAUCGUCCUGCCGACUGGACUGCCUUUGACGAAAGCAUUGCAUAUGAACGUUGUCUCAAAGCUGUUUUGGCUGCCGAAGGUCGUGCCUGGGCUGAUGGAAAUAUUCGUCUCGGAGACUAUAUCCUCAUCAUCGACUCCGACACCCGUGUGCCCGAAGACUGUUUGUUGGAUGCUGCUUCCGAGAUGGAGCAGAGUCCACGUGUUGCCAUCAUCCAGUUCUCUAGUGGUGUCAUGCAGGUCGCCAACAACUACUUUGAGAACGGAGUGACAUUUUUCACCAACUUGAUCUAUACCGCUAUCCGCUUCGGUGUCGCUUCAGGCGACGUGGCUCCCUUCGUGGGACAUAAUGCCAUUUUACGAUGGAGUGCACUCCAAGAAGUUGCUUUCAAGGAUGAAGAAGGUGUCGAGAAGUACUGGAGUGAAUCUCACGUCUCCGAAGACUUUGACAUUGCUCUCCGACUCCAAGUCUAUGGUUAUGUGGUACGCAUGGCAGCCUGGGCCGGAGAUGGAUUCAAAGAAGGCGUCUCUCUGACCGUUUAUGAUGAGCUUACUCGCUGGGAAAAGUACGCAUACGGCUGCAGCGAGCUGGUAUUUCACCCAGUCAAGUACUGGAUAACCAAGGGCCCCAUCACACCACUCUUCCGACGCUUCCUUUGGUCUGGCAUGCCAAUUGGUAGCAAGAUCAACAUCAUCUCAUACAUCGGGACAUAUUAUGCCAUCGGUGCCGCGUGGAUCAUGACCGUCUCCAACUAUAUUGCCGUCGGUCUAUACAACGGCUCUCUCGAUAAGUGGUAUGUUGAGAGUUGGCAAAUUUGGAUCUCGAUUAUCAUGGUUUUCACCGUGGCUGGAAAUGUUUCUCUCGCUGUGCAGCGUCAUCGGACGAGUGAGAAGAACUUUCUCUAUUCUCUCUUUGAGAACUUCAAAUGGUGUCUCAUGUUUGUCUUGUUCUUCGGCGGCAUGUCGCUCCACAUCUCCCAAGCUUUGCUUUGCCACAUGUUCAGCAUUGACAUGUCAUGGGGAGCCACCUCGAAGGAAGUCGAAUUUUCCAACUUCUUCAUUGAGAUCCCAAAAGUGUUCAAGUCCUUCAAAUACAGCAUCGCGUUGUCACUCUUGACGAUUGCUGGCAUGGUCAUCAUGGCUGUUGGCGACUUCAUCCCAUGGUCAUGGAACAUUGAUCAGUUCGUGGCAAUCUUCCCUUUGGCAAUGCUGUGUGCUUGUCAUCUGUUGCUUCCCGUCGCUCUGAACCCAGGCCUGAUGACCUUCUCGUGGUAAAACACAAAUCAUGAUGUACCAGGUAAUGAUGGAAUUCUUGUGAGCGACUUUAAGAUAUGGGCUGUUAAAUUGGUCGGCGUUCUAGGGCUGGGGGUGAUAAUUAGACUGGUAUUCGUAGAAGGCUUCUUAGAAAAUAUUUACUCACCGUACAUCACAUAUCUAGAUACC
Molecule: messenger RNA, 3064 nt
Organism: Cadophora gregata
Lineage: Eukaryota; Fungi; Ascomycota; Leotiomycetes; Helotiales; Ploettnerulaceae
Exons: 4
Coding region: 266-2896 (876 amino acids)
Source: RefSeq, a predicted model, not a curated record